Molecule: messenger RNA, 3272 nt
Organism: Oryzias latipes (Japanese medaka)
Lineage: Eukaryota; Metazoa; Chordata; Actinopteri; Beloniformes; Adrianichthyidae
Molecular function (GO): metal ion binding; protein binding; RNA binding
Source: RefSeq, a predicted model, not a curated record
GCCCAGGAAGUGGAUUAAACCACCAAAGAUUACCGCAGAUUUCAUCCUCGUCGUCCCAACGUUACUGUAGUUUUUCGCACAGUCAAAAAAAUUCAGUUUAACAAUUGUUCAAAGUAUAUAUGGGACAAUAAUGCUGAAUGGUUGCGCUCAUGAAAUUCACAAGAGAUAUCUGCAGACUUUUGGGACUGGGGAGCGUUUGCAGUGCACACAGUUUGCGUUUGGAAAAGCCAAUCAUCACUUACCUCGUCCAUCGAUGCGUCACCAGCCCACAAGCCACAACACGAGUCACAGACCCAAGCUCUGCUAUGCAGCCGCCGGGGGAGCAGAUGGACUGCAGUGCAGCGACCCUUGACCCCGGUCACGAUGCCACUUUGACACAGGAUGCAUUAAAUGGAGAAGAGGACGUAAGCGAGGAGGAGAAACUCAGAAGGAAAGUGGAGCGACGAAAAGCCAAGAGAAAGCGCCGUCGAAAAAAAAAAAAGCAGGAACAAAUCAAGAAAACGGACAGUGCUGAACAGGACGAUGAAGAGGACUGCGCCGCCGAAUCGGAACUAGAUGACAGCGAAUCCGAAGCAGACGUUGUUCCUGAAGAUGAGAAACAAGCGGCGCACAAAGAGGGGAAAAAAGAGAUCAAACCAACAGCAGUACCGACCACAGUAAUAUCACCUGCAGAAAACAAAGGACAGCAGAAAACAAAAACCAAGUCCUCGGAAGAGGAGCCAGAAUGGGAUGUCAGCAGUGCCUUCUUUGCUCAUGCUGUGAGCCAUAUCAAACCCAAAGGAGCGAGUCGCAAAUCCAAAGAAAACAAAGAGAAUGAAGCCAAAAGAGAGACAAAUGGGACUGACAGUAUGACCAAGAAAAGCGCCUCGCUGACGGAGAAAGGGAUCAAACUGGUGCAGCAGGGGGAGUACGCACAAGCAGCCAGUAUGUUUACAGAGGCCAUCAAGUGUGACCCAAAAGAUUACAGGUUCUUUGGGAACCGUUCUUAUUGUUAUUGCUGCUUGGAGCUUUACUCUCAGGCUCUGGCAGACGCCGAACGAUCCAUUCAGCUGGAUCCAGGCUGGCCCAAAGGUUAUUUCCGCAAAGGCAAUGCUCUUAUGGGUUUGAAGCGCUACAGUGAAGCAGAGAAGGCCAUGGAGCAGGUCCUGAAACUGGAUGAAGACUGUGAGGAAGCCGAAAAUGACCUUUUCUACUGCAAAGUUCAGCAGCUUAUGGAACUUGGUUUUGAGGAGACACAAAGUAUUCGACUGCUGGAAAGCUUCUCGACGGUGCAGGCUGUUCUGGCAUCUUGCUCUGAUGCUGCGAAAGCCGGGAGUCAAGACCCAUCUGUUGUGCAACCAGGAAGCCCGUGCCCUUCGCUCUGGGUAGGAAAUGUGACCACGGAGCUAACGGAGAAACACCUUUGGGACCUCUUUAAAAUAUACGGUGAGAUCGAGAGCAUCCGUGUGCUGCAUGAGAGGUUCUGUGCCUUUGUCAACUUCAGGAAUGCAAACAUGGCGGCCCGCGCUAUGGAAAAACUAAAUGGUCAUUGCAUUGAGAACACACGCUUAGUGGUGCGCUAUCCUGACCGGCGUGCGCAGAGGAUCCUGCCCGUACCCCUUAAAAGUGUCCCUGUGUCACAGCAAGCAGGGGCAGCUGUGGGUCCUCGGAGACGCGGUCCAGUCAAUGGAGAUGAAUGUUACUUCUGGAGAACCACUGGUUGUCAUUUUGGAGACAAAUGUCGCUACAAACACAUUCCCGAUCAGAAAGGCAAGGACAGGAAACCGUGGCAGCCGUGAGCUCGGUGUGAACGACACGCAGGGAAGUGAAACAUGCCAAACAAAGUGGUACCUAUUGGGUCAGGAUCUCCAGGCUGCAAGUGCUUUUUUUGUAACAGAAUGGGCCACCAUUUUCAAAGGAUCAUAGUCAAAUAUCUGGCUUGAAAAGAUGAAGCAGGAAACGACCUGCUGAUGUUUUUGACAUUUCAGGAGCCACUUCUAUGCAGUUACAGCUACACAGGCUCCAGACAAGUGCCUUAAUGAUGGUUUAUGGAGUUUAAUCAGAGGGGAGGAUAUUUUUGUAAUUUACCAAAGAAUCAUAAGAUAGUUUAAACAUGCAGAAUUAGCUGCAUAUGUCACUUUUUAAAUGUACUGUCAACCCAUGUGUUGAAAGAUGGAAUUCAACUGUCUGUGUUUUGAAGGAGAGGCUGUGAAAAAUGAUGGAGAGUGUGAUGGCAGAAACGGCACCUGAAAACAUUAUGCAAUGCAGUCGUGAUAAUACUGCUUUUAUUAAGACUACUGCACAGUAUUUGCUGUUUGUUUGUUUUAUGUUUGGGAAAUUGAGGUGUUUCAUCCCACACUGUAGGAGGAUAGAUGUGUUUGUGGAGCGUUCAGUCAGUCAGUCGCUCUCAUCGCAAAAGUAUAGGUGCGGGUUUAUUGUCUUCAAACACUGGCUCCGUAAACCCCAAAAAUCUAAACGUCUAUGCAAAAGUGAUGUGCCUGUCAUACUCACAGCUGUCCCGUUCACUAAACCUUUGCUAAAACAUCAUCUCAGUACCUUUUUAAAACUGUUAAGGCCUUCAUUUCAGUAUUUUGGUGAGAUUUAAGGAAGGAUUUUUGACACUAGAUAGUACAAUACCAGCCACCUAACGUGUUUUGUCACCAUUCACUAAAAAACAACUACAAGUGAAGGCCACACUACGUUUCUAGUACACUAUGAAAUGCAGAGAGUAUUUAUGUUAUUUAUAUAGGCUUUUUUUCCCUCAAAAGUUUGUUUUUAACACAUUGCAAAUCAAAUUAAGCUGUUUUUAGUUAUUUUUUUGCUGUAAAAAGUAGAUUUUUUUUUAACUUAUAACCUACACACUUUUGGUAUUACCAGACAAACUUUAAAAGAGGCCUAUUAUCACAUGUUAAAACUUCUGCUUUUCUUCUUAUUUUCUGUCUGUGGUCGAAACUUGUUAGGCUUCGGCUUUUAUUCCCAUUUCAUGACUUCACUUGUUUUUCUAGAGCACUCGGUCACCUCUUGUUUAUUUGGUUCUGUUAAAUGCGGUCCACAUUACAUUCAAAUUUGCAGACCCACAACUUGUGUUACUGUCGUGCAGUUCACUUUUUCUUGUAUGAAUGUUUCAAAUUGGACUUUUCAUAUGAAACGGUUUGUCUCCUGAAUCGAUUUCCUUCAGUAAAAUGUAAUCCAAAUUUGUAUGUACACUUUAAUCUCCUUAAUAUUUUUGUAAUUAUUCGUGCACUGCAAAUAAAGGUGUUUUAUAUUUAAUAAAUAUAUCUUAACAACCAGUA